This is a messenger RNA of Elaeis guineensis (African oil palm), 456 nucleotides long. NCBI's taxonomy places the organism in Eukaryota, Viridiplantae, Streptophyta, Magnoliopsida, Arecales, Arecaceae. The record is from RefSeq and is a predicted model, not a curated record.
AUGGGGGAACAGGCCUCCAUACCAUCCCAAAAGGAGUAUAUCUUGCUAGAAGGUGAAGGGCGCCAACUGACGUCAAUUGAGUGGGAUGAGGCGGCUCCCAAUGAUUUGAUUAAUCAGAACAUCAGUCUCUCAAAUACUAUACUUGCUGAAGGAGCGUUUGGUGCUACUUUCAGUAUCCUUGCAAAUAAUUUUGUCAUCAAAGAUAUUACAUUUAAGAAAUCCACUUUGCAUUCCAUCAUGGAGGGACCAAUACCAGGAUGGUUAACGUUACAUGCCAAGACUGGACCCGACGUGCCGGGUGGCUUUGUGUUCAAGUAUUGCAAGGUGUAUGGGGGCAAGACAUUUUUAGGAAAAGCAUGGGAUUCCUACUCAACCGUGGUUUUCUAUAAGACGUACAUGGCAGACAACGUUGAGCCCUUGGGAUGGGAUGCUUGGCAAACCGGAUAUAAUAAGUAA